Molecule: messenger RNA, 3312 nt
Organism: Centropristis striata (black sea bass)
Lineage: Eukaryota; Metazoa; Chordata; Actinopteri; Perciformes; Serranidae
Gene: nxph2a
Product: neurexophilin 2a
Exons: 3
Coding region: 763-1554 (263 amino acids)
Molecular function (GO): signaling receptor binding
Source: RefSeq, a predicted model, not a curated record
UUUCUUCAGUGUGAACGUCCACUCAUCACUAACAAAUAAAACACAGUGAAACUAGCAGCACAAGCGACAUUACGCGUCUUCAAGGGUUAAAAACGUGGACGUGUUGCUGAACAAAACCUGACAACAGUGACAUCAAGCCUCUUACUUGUCUCCUGGACGGAGAGAGUGAGACUUCAAAGGUAGAUCUUUGGUCUGACUCUCUGCACGGAUGCGCGCCGACCUUGGAGUCUCCAGACGCGCAGCGGAGGAUUUUGCGCACUGAAAUCAAGUAGAGCUGAAGAGAGCGCACAGCGAGCGGACUGCUGUCUGACUGACUGCAGUCCUGUCACUGGGAUCCGGGCUCACUUGGCUUUACUUUACGGCACAAAUCGUCACAAAUCGACGUUGUAUUAAUACUAGAGGAAAAUAUAGGCUUCAGUUUAUUUCCGUUUGGCUUGAUUUGCAACUUAGAGGAGUGUUGUUUCAACUGAAUGUAGCCGUUUCACCUUGUUUGUAGAGAAAUUCAAGUGUCCCAGCUUCUCAGGGAGAAUUCAGUCAACAUCCUCAGAGACGGAGACGUUUGAGAGGAUUUUAGGAAUCUUAUCUGAGUGGAUUGAACAAGGAUGAUUGCACCCAUCUUACCGAACUAAGUGAGGUAUUACAUUUGGAAAAAAAACGGUGAUCACAGCAAUGCUUCAACGGCAUGUGCGUCUGUCCCUCUCCAAAUCUUCCAGAGAGGAUCUAAGCGCCGCUCAUUUUGAAUAAGUCGAGAAGUCAUCGAAGAUGAGAGCUCUGCAAACAUUCCUGUGUCUUCUCCUCCUGCACCAGGUCACAUGCAGGAAAGUGCACGCGGAAGCCACAGAGCUCAUCGAGUGGGGCGACAGUGAUAACGAGCAGAAGAUUUCUCCCACGGGGGCCAGUCCACGGAUCCUCAACCCCUUGCGUUUGUUUGCCAGGGGCUCCCCCGGGUUCAAGAGCAACAUGAGGGAAAUUACAUAUUUACAGAACAUGGAGGACUUCUGGGACUGGUUAUCUAACCAGACAGAUGUUCAGGGUGCACAGGCCAGAACUAAACGCAGGCCCAUCGUCAAGACUGGCAAGUUCAAAAAGAUGUUCGGGUGGGGGGACUUCCACUCCAACAUCAAGACUGUCAAACUCAACCUGCUGAUCACGGGGAAGAUCGUGGACCACGGGAACGGCACUUUUAGUGUUUACUUCCGCCACAACUCCACGGGCCUGGGGAACGUGUCGGUGAGCCUGGUGCCUCCUUCCAAGGUGGUGGAGUUUGAGAUUGCUCAGCAGUCCACGCUGGAGACCAAAGACACCAAAUCAUUCAACUGUCGCAUUGAGUACGAGAAGACGGACCGCAACAAGAAGACUGCCCUGUGCAGCUUUGAACCGACCAAGGUGUGCUAUCAGGAGCAGACGCAGAGCCACGUGUCCUGGCUGUGCUCGAAACCCUUCAAAGUCAUAUGCAUCUACAUAGCCUUUUACAGUGUCGACUAUAAACUGGUGCAGAAGGUUUGCCCCGACUACAACUAUCAUAGCGACACACCCUACUCCUCCACUGGAUGAUCUAGCUGUUGUCAGUAUGCAUCAACCUUUUGUCUGAUCUUCAAAUAAUGUAAAUGUCAACCUCUAAACUCCUUGUCCUGAAACACCUAGAUACCUGAGACAGGAAAUGCAACUUAAAAUGGGACACACUCUGGAGGGAUUUAUUGCAUUGUAAAAAAUAAAAUAAAAUAAAAACAUAAAACAAACUUUUAUACAGAUUUAGAGAUAGUUAGGUGUCCAGGGACUUGGUUUUAGAGGUUGACUUGGGAUUCAGAGCUAGCUACCAACCCUGGGUGACUCCUCCCCAUCUCAACAGCACAUGUUCUCUGUAAACCACUGGUAUAAUUAGCAUGUUGUCCAGAUGUUUUCUUCAAGGCUAGACCAUAGGCGAGGAGCCUCCCUGUUGGAAGUGCUUAUCCGGCUCCUGUGCCGGUGCUGCAUUGAUGCCAACAUUGUCAAACAAUUUCCUCACCUCAUUUAAACAGUUAUGGGAUGAAAUAUGACAUGACUUUGAAUCCUGUUAAUAAUUACAAUACCAAGAUGUUUGAAUUGUUAUUCAACCAGGCAUAAAACUGGAUAUUUCACAUUUGAAACAUUGCUUCAUUUUGACUGAUUAGUCAAAAUGAUCUGUUCAUUGCCUUCAAAAUAGAGCUAAUAUCCAUUUGUACUUGUUAACAGAACACAGGGAGUCUAUUAUUUCAGAUUAGCUUGAUCAAUGGGUAUUUUCUCAAGUAGCUCUGAAUAAUUAAUAUGGCAUUCCAAUCUAUAUUUUAUCUCUUAUCUUUCUCUGAAUUGAUUAUGCGCCCAUGACAAAAUUAAUUGAUCCAAGACAUCUAAUCCAAAAGCAAGCAUAAUCAUAAAUCAUCACACAUGUAGGUACCAUACAUAUAUAACCUGGCUGCUGCCUUGUGUGCUCCUUAAAUGUAUUGGUUUUUCAGCUGCAAUCAUACGGCAUGUGUAUGCUAAACUAGUCUGAAAUCCAACAUCUGUGUUUGCAGGAUGCACUUUGAGGCAUCAGCCUGCCGAGCGGGCCCCGCAGUGGAUUAAUGUGUCAGGAGAGGAGGGGGGGAGAGCGAUAAUUGCAGGACAGGUGGAUUUAGUGAGUCUGGCAGACAAUUAUCAGCACUUUGUCAUGGUCCUGCCACCAGCCCUGACAUUACCUGUCUUUAAUAGGCUUUAAUUAGCCUGGGAAAUUUCAUUUACCUAAGACCAAGAGUGGAGAAACCAAAAGAAGAAAAAAAGGCAAAAGUACAAAAUCCGUCUGGAAUUUUAAUGAGACGUGGGACCUACAUUUGAAAAUGUCAUACAUUUCCCAGUUGUACAUCAGGCUUAAGUUGACUGAUUCUUGUGUAAAAGUGGAUAACAUCCAGUCUUGUAGUAAAUGGUGAAAUGUGCUUUGACUCAGCAAUCACUUAAACAGUUUUAAAAGGUUCUGUUGAAAACCAUCAACACAUGAAAUGUCAUAAAUUGUGUUGAUUGCGUGUAUCCAGGGUUUUAGACCAUAGGGCAUGUGCCACUGAUUAAUCACAUGGCAAUUAUUUCUCUUACUUUAUUUGCUGUAUCUCAUGUCUUUCCCCAUCAGCUGUAAAUUAUCCUGUCUCAUUAUACAUGAGGAGGAGAGGUGUAUGAUAAAGAAAUUACUAAAUCCGAGUUGAUCUAUGUUGAUGUUUUAGUUCUACUCCUUUGUGCAGAUGCUGUGUAUUAACGUGUAACUCUAAAACUAAACGUGUUUACUUAUGGCUUCAGAGUAAACAAUGUCAAUUUAUUCUAAUUUUUCCA